Molecule: messenger RNA, 681 nt
Organism: Impatiens glandulifera
Lineage: Eukaryota; Viridiplantae; Streptophyta; Magnoliopsida; Ericales; Balsaminaceae
Product: agamous-like MADS-box protein AGL80
Exons: 2
Coding region: 1-681 (226 amino acids)
Biological process (GO): positive regulation of transcription by RNA polymerase II
Molecular function (GO): protein dimerization activity; RNA polymerase II cis-regulatory region sequence-specific DNA binding; DNA-binding transcription factor activity, RNA polymerase II-specific
Source: RefSeq, a predicted model, not a curated record
AUGACUAGAAAGAAAGUUAACCUUACUUACAUUCUCAAUAAUAGUGCAAGAAGAAACACAUACGAGAAAAGAAAACUUAGUGUUAUGAAGCAACUAGAUGAAAUCACCACUCUGUGCGAUGUUGAAGCUUGUACCGUCAUCUAUAGUGACCUUGAUCCCCAACCUGUUGUUUGGCCGUCUAUGGAUGAAGUACGGAGACUCAUUACAAAGUACCAGAGUUUUCCGAAGGUUGAUCAAGGAAAACGAAAGGUCAAUCAAGAGACCUUUACGAGGCAGAGGCUCCAAAAGAUACAAGAAAAAACUAGAAGACAGGAAAGAGAGAAUCAUCAUAAUGAGAUGACUCGUAUCUGUUUCAAUCCAUGGAUGAAUCCACAACAUGCUAUGUCAGGCCUGAAUACCGAAGAAGAUUUCAAGGAGCUGGCUAGAGUUAUCAGUCAGAACAUGAUGAGUUACAUGAAUUUCCAACCUCCCAACUUGGAAUUUCAGCCUGCAAACAUGGAAGUUCAACCUCUACCAUCUGAUUUCCAGCAAAAUAACAUGCCAUACAAUGAUCCUAACAUGGAAUUUCAGCCUCUUCCAUCUGAUUUCCCGCAGAAUGGCAUGCCAUACCCAAGCAACCCUCCUCCAUUUCCUCACUAUCAUAACGAAGACAUGAGGCCACAUGAUCCAUCUUCACAUUAA